Molecule: messenger RNA, 3857 nt
Organism: Sebastes umbrosus (honeycomb rockfish)
Lineage: Eukaryota; Metazoa; Chordata; Actinopteri; Perciformes; Sebastidae
Product: potassium voltage-gated channel subfamily H member 8-like
Exons: 15
Coding region: 325-3675 (1116 amino acids)
Biological process (GO): potassium ion transmembrane transport; regulation of membrane potential
Cellular component (GO): membrane
Molecular function (GO): voltage-gated potassium channel activity
Source: RefSeq, a predicted model, not a curated record
GGUGGAAGAGGGGGAUUGCAUUGCAGCACACCCGUGCGUAAAUGUGACCAUCCUCUCCGUGGUCCCUCCAUCCCUCCAUCCUCUCCUCCUCCAGCCUCCAGCCUCCAGCUCUCCUCCUCUCGGAUCACCAGCUCGGUGGUCGCUGGUCAUCUUUGGACCGUGGAGUCCCGGGUGUCUCGCCUCGGCGCCCUCCUCCAGGGGUUAGGAGGAGCGCCGGGGACGUCGUCCAGGUUCCUGCCGGGCUUCGUGACCGGAGAUGCGGCCGGAGAGAGCCAGGGCUCCUCGGAGAGACGCCCCGAGAGACGCGGCUCGACCCGCUCUCGGAUGCCCGUGAUGAGAGGUCUGAUCGCGCCUCAGAACACCUUCCUGGAUACCAUCGCUACUCGCUUCGAUGGAACCCACAGUAACUUCGUCCUGGGGAACGCCCAGGUCCAGUCCCUCUAUCCCAUCGUCUACUGCUCCGAUGGCUUCUGCGAACUGACCGGCUUCGCCCGUGGCGAGCUGAUGCAGAAGAGCUGCAUGUGUCACUUCCUGUACGGCAGCGAGACCAGCGACCGCCUCACCUCGCAGAUGCAGAAAGCUCUGGACGAACGACGGGAGUUCAAGACUGAGAUCGUUCUGUACAAGAAGAGCGGCUUCAAGUUCUGGUGUCUGCUGGACAUUGUGCCCAUAAAGAACGAGAAGAGCGAAGUGGUUCUGUUCCUGGUGUCACAUAAGGACAUCACGGAAAAUAAGGACCAGGACCAUGGCAAUGAAUCUGACACUGAUGAGGAAACCGGCCUGGAGAUCCACCAGAUCAGCCGCCCUCCAGGCCUCAACAUGGAGCGCCGCCGCAGCCGGGCCGUCCUCUACCAGCUGUCUGGACACCUGCAGAAACAGGACAAAACCAAGAGCAAGCUGAAGAUCAACAAUAGUGUUCUUGGAGCCAAUGCGAACCCGGUCCCAGAGUACAAGGUGGCGGACAUCCAGAGGUCCCGUUUAAUCCUCCUCCACUACGGCGCGUUCAAGGCCGGCUGGGAUUGGCUCAUCUUGUUGGCCACCUUCUACGUCGCCGUCACCGUCCCCUAUAACGUGUGCUUCACCGCGGCGGAGGUACGAGAGGACGGCGCCUCGGCGGCACGCAACCCUCCGAGUGUCAGCGACAUCUUGGUGGAGAUACUUUUUAUCAUCGAUAUCGUGCUGAACUUCCGCACCACCUUCGUGAGCACGUCGGGUCAGGUCGUGUACGACGCCCGCUGCAUCUGCAUCCACUACGUCACAUCCUGGCUGUUUGUGGAUCUGAUCGCCGCCUUGCCCUUUGACCUGCUCUACGCCUUCAACAUCAGCGUGAACUUCGGGGUCCACCUGCUGAAGACGGUGCGCCUCCUCCGCCUCUUACGCCUCCUACAGAAGCUGGAUCGCUACUCCCAGUACAGCGCUGUGGUCCUCACCCUGCUCAUGUCGACCUUCGCCCUGCUGGGCCACUGGAUGGCCUGCGUCUGGUACUUCAUCGGACGCAGCGAGAUCGAAAGUAAUAGCAUCGCCUCCUGGGACGUAGGCUGGCUCCAUGAACUGGCCAAACGCUUGGGAACGCCGUACUUCCUGUCCCCGCUGACCUCCCUGUUGGGAGUCUCCGAUUCGUCUCAAGGCACCAUGACAUCAACACUGACCAAUUACAGCCAGUGGAACGGCUCGGGGAUUAUGGCGGGUUUGCUGGGUUCGGGCCAAUGGAACGGCAGCAGGACCAGAGCGAGGACGCCCAACGGCUCGGGGACGACGCUGAGCGGCGGCCCGUCCGUCAGGAGCUCCUACGUGACGUCGCUGUACUUCGCUCUGAGCAGUCUGACCAGCGUGGGCUUCGGCAACGUUUCAGCCAACACGGACUCUGAGAAGAUCUUCUCCAUCUGCACCAUGCUGAUUGGAGCAUUAAUGCAUGCCGUGGUGUUUGGUAAUGUGACCGCCAUCAUCCAGAGGAUGUACUCGCGCCGCUCCCUCUACCACACCCGCACCAAGGACCUGAAAGACUUCAUCCGGGUACACCGGCUUCCCAAGGCCCUUGAGCAACGCAUGAUGGAGUGUUUCCAGACGACGUGGUCCGUCAAUAACGGUAUUGACGUCAGCGAGCUGCUGAAGGACUUCCCAGACGAGCUGAGGGCCGACAUCGCCAUGCAUCUGAACAACGAGCUGCUGCAGCUGUCGCUCUUUGAGUCGGCCAGCAGGGGGUGUCUGCGCUCCCUCUCCCUCAUCAUCAAGACCUCCUUUUGCGCCCCCGGGGAGUUCCUCAUACGCCAGGGCGACGCCCUCCAGGCUAUCUAUUUCGUGUGCUCCGGCUCCAUGGAAGUACUGAAGGACAACACUGUGCUGGCCAUUCUGGGUCGGGGCGACCUGAUUGGCUCCGACUGUCUGACCCAGGAGGAAGUGAUUAAGACCAACGCCUGCGUGAAGGCCCUGACCUACUGUGACCUGCAGUACAUCAGCCUCAAAGGCCUCCGCGAGGUGCUCUGUCUCUACCCCGACUACGCCCAGAAGUUCGUCACCGAGAUCCAGCACGAUCUCACGUACAACCUCCGGGAGGGACACAACACUGAGGCUGAAUGCGAGAGCAACGGCGGGAUCAUGAAGAAGCUUCCAUCCAUCAAGGAGGACGAGGAGGGAUCAGGGUCCGAGGGCGAGCACUCGCCUCUCCCCAAGCUGCCUCCUCUGGGCCGGCUGGGCCGAGGCCUGCGCUCCCCCCUGCGCUCCCCUCUGCGCUCCCCGCUGCUGCCGCCGAGGGCCUUCAGAGCGGCGAGCGAUCACAUCCGGCCCACCAGCCUGCAGAUCCCCGUGGUGAGCUUCAGCUGCCUGCAGCCGGACCUCAGCCCUCGGUUUGUGGACGGGAUCGAGGCAGACAACCAGAGCGGUUCAGCCCAGAAGUUUGAUUUUUCUCCCAGCGCAACCCAGAGUUUCCUACCCAGCCCUGACUCAGCUGCCUCAGGGGCGCGUGACGAGGAUGACACCAUGCAGACUAUCGCUAAGCUAAAGCAUGAGAUGAGCGUCCUUUCCCGCCAGGUGACCGCCGUCAGUCAGGAGCUGCAGGACUUGACGCGUCUUCUCAAGCCCCUCUUCCAUAACCCCUCCUCGCUGCUGGUACCCAGCGCCAUGACUCCGCCUCCCAGCGUGUCAUCACACAGCUGCUCUCCAGCUCUGACCCAACAUGCACCUGUGGACUAUCCGGGCGAACGGAGCCCUCCAUCCAUCCUGGUGCCUGAACCGUCCUCUCCUCAGCCGAGCGUGGCCGAGGCGUUACAAGGAGAUCCCUUUCAGUGUGCACCCAUCACCUCCCGUUAUCCCCCAGUGUGUCACUGCUCAGCUCCUCCGUCACUCAACAGCUCUCCCCACGAGCACACAGUGGUGCCACAUCCCUCCUCCUCCUCCUCCAUCCUCUCCGUUUCUUCAUCAAGCCACCCGUCAUCCAUCACCCCCCUUUUGGUAGACUUAUCAGGACCUGACGGCGAGCAGCCUCAGUCCCGUCUCCCGCUCUUAUCCCACUUCAUACCCCGGUCUCAUCCCCACUCCGUCUCCCAGCCUCAGCUCCGGCCCCUCUUCCAGCCCUCCGGCAUGACCUCACGACCCCGAGAAGCCCUCCUGAACCAGGUGGAAUGGGGGGAGCACACCGCCCAGCUCAGCUUCAUCAACGAAGGACAGCCGUCGGUGUGAACGGAGGAGGAGGAGGACACACGGGGACUGACAGACAAAGCAUGCCGCACAACUUACUGCAUGACAAACGUUUGUCCAAAGUUUGGCAUGUGAGUUAAAAAUGUACAUACUAUCAUAAAGUACGAUCAUGAGCACUAGCUGUAUGCAGAUCUGAUAAUAAAAUAGUUUGUUUUACAGUUUCA